GUGAGUCCGGGGUCAAUGUGUAUUACAGUUGAAAAGCAAGGUCCUUCCUGGCUUUGGAGUCACACCUCGUUAGCAGGAGAGACCGAACCCCUCACACUCACUAAUUGUCCGUUUGCAUAUUCCACUCUAAUAGGCUGCACAGGGGGUUGGGUUUCCAUUAUAUUGAGGCUGCCUCGAUGACCGCUGUUCCACUCCCUGCUGACGGUGUGCCAUGUGCUCUAGACUCGGAGCUUCGCUACUGCUCCUCCUCAUAUUUCUGCGGCCGAAUUGCGCCGCAAGUCUGCCUGGCCACAACCAGCAAGUCCGCUCCCAGGCACUAAAGAGGCUGCUAGAGGUGUUCGGGAUGGUGGAUGCCCCGCAGUCCCCUCACAGAGUCCGCCAGCCCCCUCAGUAUAUGCUGGACCUUUACAACGCAGUGGCAGACGUGGACGGAGUGACUAAGCAACCCGAUCUACUGGUGGGAAACACGGUGCGCAGCUUCCUGGAUAGAAGUCGCAGUCAGCAACUCCAGUUCUUUUUCAACCUGUCCAGUGUGGCUAAAAGCGAAACCAUUCUUUCCGCUGAGCUGCAUCUGUUCAAAUUGAGAGGUCGGCUCUUUCGGGACACACUGCACCACAGGCAACAUUUCUGUCAGGUCAGUGUCUACCAGAUACUGGACAGUAGUAACACAUCUACAGCAGAGGGACAACGAUUGCUGUCAUCCAGAGUACUAGCAGUCCAUGACAGCACGUGGGAGGUCUUCACAAUCACCCAGGCUGUGUACACAUGGACACACGAUAAAAAGAGCAACAAGGGCCUGAUGGUCAUUGUGCAAACUCUGGCCGGGCAGCAGACAAAUAAUCAUUUUGUCCGCUUUGCCACAGCAAGAGACCAUCACAGCAGCAAGCAACCAAUGCUGGUCCUCUUCACAGAUGAGGAGAGGAGAGGAAUUACUACUUCCUCGUCAUUAAAAGAUAUGGGCACAGAGAAUCCAUUUAUCUCUCACAGAAUUCUUCAGAACAAAGCAAGCCAGAACCGGAACACAAGGUCUUUACAUUUCCAAGGAUGUCAGAGACAUCAUCUAUAUGUAGACUUUGAAGAGAUUGGCUGGUCUGGUUGGAUUAUCUCCCCUCGAGGGUACAAUGCUUAUCAUUGUAAAGGAGCAUGCGUCUUCCCACUGGGCAAAAAUAUGAGACCUACCAACCAUGCCACUGUUCAGUCCAUUAUCAAUGCUCUUAAGCUAGCCAAUGAUGUAGCUUCUCCGUGCUGUAUCCCAGACAAACUUUUCUCCAUUAAUCUUCUCUAUUUUGAUGAUGAUGAAAAUGUGGUCCUGAAACAGUAUGAUGACAUGGUUGCCGGAAGCUGUGGGUGCCAUUAACCCAUUACCAACCCCUCAUUCAGAGGUGUUCAAGGCAAGGAACCAUCACCAUGGCAGUUUUGCAUAUGACUGGUUCCUGAGGUGAGAAACCGGCAUCCUCAGGAGAUCUGGAAGCAAUGGGAUCAAUAGCAAUCGUUUCAAAAACCCCAUACCAUGCAAGUAAAGUGUUGGUUUGAAAAAUGGAUUUAAAAAAGUCACUCCCUAAAGUAUGCAGACUACAGAUGGAGUUGUAAAAUGUGCAUGUGUACAUAAUGUUAUUGAGAUGUAUUAAUAUAUCAAGGUCAUGAGUAAUUCUGGCAUUGAUCAAUGUAAAUUGAUGUAUUAUACAGAAUAAAUAAAUAUAGCAUAACAGGAUUGGGUAACUUCACUUACAAACUUUCAAACAAAAAUGAAGUAUGAAUAAACAAUAUGAUCUCUGUCUUGUUUCAGUUAUCUUCUUUCAAUAUUUCACAUUCCUUCACUGAAGUUAUCUUGUCUCUUUCCAACC
Molecule: messenger RNA, 1844 nt
Organism: Stegostoma tigrinum
Lineage: Eukaryota; Metazoa; Chordata; Chondrichthyes; Orectolobiformes; Stegostomatidae
Gene: admp
Product: anti-dorsalizing morphogenic protein
Exons: 5
Coding region: 212-1357 (381 amino acids)
Biological process (GO): SMAD protein signal transduction
Cellular component (GO): extracellular region
Molecular function (GO): cytokine activity; growth factor activity
Source: RefSeq, a predicted model, not a curated record